Neoarius graeffei (lesser salmon catfish) is the source of this 3059-nucleotide messenger RNA. RefSeq names its product RAB40c, member RAS oncogene family (gene rab40c). The transcript is spliced from 7 exons. Lineage: Eukaryota; Metazoa; Chordata; Actinopteri; Siluriformes; Ariidae. Gene Ontology annotation, cellular component: endosome; synaptic vesicle; plasma membrane. The record is from RefSeq and is a predicted model, not a curated record. Gene Ontology annotation, molecular function: GTPase activity; GTP binding. Gene Ontology annotation, biological process: protein localization to plasma membrane; intracellular signal transduction. The coding region runs from base 611 to 1447 and encodes 278 amino acids.
GCGCAAAGACCGACACAGCAGAGCAGAGCAGAGUACAGCACAGCACAGCACAGCGAUGGACGCUUUCGCUCUUAAACUGGAUAUCACUGAGCUUUAAUAACAGAAAUAUAAACGCAGAUAUAGUGGAGCGACUGGGGGGAUUUUUCCUCGAGAGAAAUUUGUGGAUAUUUUCCCUGAAAACCACCGAUUUCUCCUUGUUCGCACUGAGCUUCACUAACGCUAGCAAUAUUAGCCGGCUAAGCUAGCUACUUUAUGCUAACCUUAAACCUGACAGGCUACGAAUGAGCAAAUGUAGCGAACUGUUCGCGUUGUCUUUUUGUUUUUUAGAAUAAUCAUUUUUAAAAAAUUAAAAACAUAAAGAAAUUCACGCGUUCAUCAUUGAGUCAUCGUCUGGACAGAGAUAUUAUUCCGCCAACAAAGUUUCGACGCUUUGCUGUGUGUGAAGUUUGGAAAAUAAUCCCUCGGUAAGCGCGAAAGGCAGAGUGGCGCUGAAGGGGGCGCUGCCGCUGGGACGCUGCUGCUGUGGGUCCUGGAUGAAUUUAGUCGGUUUUAUGAGACACGGUGAACAUCUGGGCGCUUUGCUGGACCUUGUGGCUCUGAUGUGAGCAGGAUGGGCUCUCAGGGCAGCCCGGUCAAGAGCUACGACUACCUGCUGAAGUUCCUGCUGGUAGGAGACAGUGAUGUGGGGAAAGGAGAGAUCCUGGACAGCCUGCAGGACGGAUCUGCCGAGAGUCCCUACGCCUACAGCAGCGGAAUCGACUACAAGACCACCACGAUCCUGCUGGACGGACGGAGGGUGAAGCUGGAGCUGUGGGACACUUCAGGCCAAGGCCGCUUCUGUACCAUUUUCCGUUCCUACUCCAGAGGUGCACAGGGCAUCCUGUUGGUGUAUGACAUCACUAACCGCUGGUCCUUUGAUGGGAUCGACCGCUGGAUUCGAGAGAUCGAUGAGCAUGCUCCUGGUGUUCCUCGGAUCCUGGUAGGGAACCGGUUGCACUUGGCGUUUAAGCGUCAGGUUCCCACAGAGCAGGCUCGCUCCUACGCCGAGAAAAACGCCAUGACCUUCUUUGAAGUGAGUCCGCUCUGCAACUUCAAUGUCAUCGAGUCGUUCACAGAGCUGUCGCGCAUCGUGCUCAUGAGGCAUGGCAUGGAGAAGUUCUGGAGGCCCAACCGAGUGUUCAGCCUGCAGGACCUGUGCUGUCGUGCCAUCGUCUCAUGUACACCGGUGCACCUGAUUGACAAGUUGCCGCUCCCCGUCGCCAUCAAGAGCCACCUGAAGUCCUUCUCCAUGGCCAACGGGAUGAACGCCGUCAUGAUGCACGGACGUUCCUACUCGCUGGCCAACAGCGGCGGUAGCAAAGGUAACAGCUUAAAACGUUCCAAAUCCAUCCGGCCGCCACAGAGCCCACCUCAGAACUGCACCCGCAACAACUGCAAGAUCUCCUAGCCUGGAACAGGCGGGGAGGAAGGAUCCAAACCCCGCCCCGAAACAUUCUCUUUGAACUCUCAGGAGGAUACAGAUCACAUCCGAUGCAGUCAGUCAUCCAACUACAACACUUACAGUAGACCUGCGCACAGAGCGAUCAGACGACCCCCGACACGUUGAGGUUCCUCACUCAGCUCUUUAAGCUUUGGUUCGUAAACAGCAUGUUUUUCAGUUCCUUAAAGCUUGGACAAAUUUGCCAGAGGUUUAGUUUUUCUCAGGCGAUGGAAGGCGUUUGAUAAACACGGCCACAUCAUGCAUGCUACACCACAACAUUUGAGAAGUGCGAACAAAACCAUGAACUGUACUAUGAGGUGGUGGAUUGCACACACUAUGGUGAGAAAGUGACUGCAUUUCAUUUGAUUUUCUUCUUUUACCGUCAGUGAUUUCUGGAACACCACACAUCACCUAGACCUCCUCCUCAGGGGCCUGUUCUUGCUUCGACUCCGUUUGAAAUCUGCCCGCCCCCCCUUUUUUUUUUUAAACAAACAUUGUCUUGCAUUGAAUUCUGUUUUUAUUGGAACAUGUCCCUGUCUGUAUUCAGCCCUUGUGCCAAACUGUCUCUAAUCUAAUCUCGCAUUGGUCAAAUUUUUGGUUUAGGUUAAAAGAAUACUCCGGUGCUUUUGAGUCUGAUCUUUCUGGCUCUAUCUAUAGUGUAUGUGUGAUUUCCCAUCGAUAACAAGUUUCAACACAUUUCCCUGGAUUAAAAGACUCUCAGUGGAAGUCUAAGAGCAGGUCCGAACUGUUCUUGAGUUAAAUGCAUGCGAUCCAUAACUAUAAACAGGAAACUCUGACCAGUGCUGCGGUUAUAGAUCAGCUGGAGUCAUACAAUAAAAAGUAGUUCCAGUUACCUCACGCUUUAGUCGUAUCAGAACGACACACCCUAUUCACAAAUUCCUCCCUCUGAAAAAGAACAAUAAUUCUCCACAGUUAAAGCUUUGCUUACAUUCUGCGAGACUCCUCAAUUAAUUCAAAUAUAUGUAUGUAUGUUUGUUUUUCCCCCCCUCAGUGCAGGGAAUAGUGUUGAUUCUUGUAAUAGUCACACACGCAUUAUCACUGUGGGAGGAAAAAGCACUGGAGUUUUCCUGAAAUGCACUGGAUCAGUUUGAUGCGUUUUAUCUUCAUGUCCUCAUCAGUCCCGUGAUUUCAGUUUCUGGAGCAGUGUUGCGCUUAAAAUCGGUUUUCUUCACAAAGCAUGGCUUCCGAAAAACACAAAGAUGGCGGUUGCUCAAUUGAUUUAAAAACCUUAGAGUGGAAAACAUUAAGCACAAAACCAAUAUCAGUACGACUUUUUUUUUUUUAAAGAGCAAUCAGAAAUUGACCCCCACAACAAAUGUGCUCCAAAUUAUCUCAUCUCAUUAUCUGUAGCCGCUUUAUCCUUCUGCAGGGUCGCAGGCGAGCUGGAUCCUAUCCCAGCUGACUACGGGCAAAAGGCGGGGUUCACCCUAGACAAGUCGCCAGGUCAUCACAGGGCUGACACAUAGACAACCAUUCACACUCACAUUCACACCUACGCUCAAUUUAGAGUCACCAGUUAACCUAACCUGCAUGUCUUUGGACUGUGGGGGAAACCGGA